AUGAUACGACUACAAAGGGACGCUCAACGUCUCUGCGAACGUGUCUCUGCAUUGGGUAUGGACCAAAAUCUUCUUGCCAAGUCCUUUGCUGCCCUCAGCCUUGGGACUGUCGAAAGCACCGCUCCUGCACCGUCGCCGUCCAACAUUAUAGAUUUGCAGCAACUUGAGGCGGAUAUCCAUAGGCGGCAACAAGAAGAGGACGAGCAACUGAAGCAACUGCAGCAACAGACGGCUGUUGAGAACGUGUCUUCCUCACCAUCGUCCUCCAUUCAAGAAAAAGAUGAGGCUCAGUUUGAGGAUGAAACGGAAAAACUUGCUAAGGCAGCAUCUACAUUUCAAAAGAAGCAAUCAUUGCGAAAAGAUAAGGCUAUAAAGGUAGACAAUUCCCCAGUAGCACCGCCUGAAAAAGAGCUACCGACUACGACCACGACGGUAGCAAAGAAAAAGAAGAAGAAGCCUAGGCCUGUGGCGGUGGGGAUGGACGUGGAGAAUGAGACGGUUACUCACGGCUUGUGUGCGCAUAACUUAGUGUCCAUGAAAACUACUGUGCUCUCAUUUGGUACAAUUGCUGCGAUUUUUUCCCCUUCUGCAGCAGAAAUCGAGAUCAAUGGUUGGGGAAAUGUUGCCCUUUCCACUACUCUAAUAGUUCGAUGA
Hydatigera taeniaeformis is the source of this 654-nucleotide messenger RNA. Lineage: Eukaryota; Metazoa; Platyhelminthes; Cestoda; Cyclophyllidea; Taeniidae. The record is from the annotation of a GenBank genome assembly.